This is a messenger RNA of Maniola jurtina (meadow brown), 1543 nucleotides long. Its product is annotated as mitochondrial import inner membrane translocase subunit TIM44. The transcript has 7 exons. The coding region runs from base 178 to 1488 and encodes 436 amino acids. Gene Ontology annotation, molecular function: protein-folding chaperone binding. Gene Ontology annotation, cellular component: mitochondrial inner membrane. Gene Ontology annotation, biological process: protein import into mitochondrial matrix. NCBI's taxonomy places the organism in Eukaryota, Metazoa, Arthropoda, Insecta, Lepidoptera, Nymphalidae. The record is from RefSeq and is a predicted model, not a curated record.
UUUAUCUGUGGUAAUCAAUUCUUCAGAAAAAAAAUGGGCAAAUGAUUUUUUUCAAUUUUUUUAUCGACGAUAAAAAUAAAAUGUAAAACCGAUUUUUCGGUUAAAAACUAGUACAAUUACAAUUUACAUCAGUGUAACAAAAUAUUUAAGUGACGUACAUUACUAAUACCAUCAAAUAUGCAUUCAUGUCGACAGUUGAUUUACAGUCCGGGCCGCUGGAAAUGUGCUGUGCCGUUAAAUGUGAAAGCUCCAAUACUUACAGUCAAACCUGAGCAGUCAACAGUACAAGAAUGUCGCCAGUACUCUGCAAGGAAAGGGUUUUUCUCUUCUAUCAUAGAAAACAUCAAAGAUGAGAUGGCAAAGAACAAAGACAUGAAGGAAAACAUCAAGAAGUUUAGAGAAGAAGCCCAGAAGCUUGAGAACUCGGAAGCUCUGCAGGCGGCAAGAAGAAAGUUUCACACGGUUGAGGCUGAGGCUUCUAAAGGGUCGGAGGUGCUGAAGGAAACCUUUGAAGGCAUCAAGGGUAAAGUGGGACAUGUGCUGGAGGAAGCUAGCAAGUCUGAUAUUGCUAAAAAAGCUGGUAAGUUCACAGAAGAUAUCUCGCGAACAGCCAAAGACGCGGCGGAAAGUUUAGCUGACAAAAGUUCUAGACUUGGACAGACGUCGGCUUUUAAAACUAUUUCACAGGCCACAGAAGUAGUAAAGAAAGAAAUGUCGCCGCGAGGCCUUGAAGGGCGAGUGUACAUCUCACCAGCAACCUUGAGGAAAAGAGUUGAGGUAGCGGAGGACGAACGCACGUUCGCCCCGGACACCGAGACCCUGGGCGUGGAGCUGCACAAGGACUCCAAGUUCUACCAGCAGUGGGAGGACUUCAAAAACAACAACCAGUAUGUUAACAAGGUACUAGAUUGGAAAAUAAAAUACGAAGAAUCCGACAACCCAGUGCUCCGAGCUUCAAGAUUUUUCACCGAAAAAGUUGGCAGCGUGUUCGGAAACCUAUUCGAGAAGACAGAACUAUCCAAAACCGUUACAGAAAUAUGUAAAAUCGAUCCAAGCUUUACUUCACAGAAGUUUCUAGAAGACUGUGCGAACGAUAUCAUUCCGAAUAUUCUAGAAGCAAUGGUUAGAGGUGACAUGGAUAUAUUAAAAGAUUGGUGUUACGAAGGCGUUUUCAAUAUAUUAUCAACACCUAUAAAACAAUGUAAACAAUUAGGUUACAGACUCGAUUCCAAGAUAUUGGAUAUAGAAAAUAUUGAACUAGUGAUGGGGAAAAUGAUGGAUCAGGGACCCGUAUUGGUCAUAACGUUUAUGUCACAGCAAAUCAUGUGUGUGAGAGAUGCAAAGAAUAAUGUUAUAGAGGGUGAUCCGAAUAAAGUGAUGCGGGUAAAUUACGUGUGGGUUCUGUGUAGAGAUCCUCAGGAAAUGAACCCGAAGGCCGCGUGGAGAUUGUUAGAGUUAUCCGCCAACAGUGUAGAACAGUUAAUAUAGACAUAGUGUACUUUUAAAUGUAUAUGGAUAACAUAUUAAAUCGUUUUGUCUUGUU